Lecanosticta acicola is the source of this 3344-nucleotide messenger RNA. Lineage: Eukaryota; Fungi; Ascomycota; Dothideomycetes; Mycosphaerellales; Mycosphaerellaceae. The record is from the annotation of a GenBank genome assembly.
AUGUCGUGGAUGCGACAGCAGCCCAAUGGCAAUUCCAACUACCUUAACGGUAACGACGCGCACCUCAGCAGAUUCAAUUUCGAGGACAGCAGCAGGGAGACUAGCGACGCAGAGCGAAGUAGAUCGAGGGGGCCUGGAGGAUAUGGCGGGUUUGGCAGGCCCUCGCCGGUAGGAAGAGUAGCACGGUUGAACCGGGGACAUGCACAACGGAGGAGCCAGGAAUUCAAUGAUAGCAGGAGCAGAAGCAGACCAGAUGGGGCGCGAUAUGGCCCUGCAAGCGGCCAGGUCGAAGGUGAGUUGUGGACAGCUACAGCCCCUUCCCCAGAGCCGAUGCGCCUUCCCUCUGUCCGCGAGGGCGAGUGCCUCGAGACUACCUUGUGUGGAGGAACCUUUAUUCGCAAUGGCAGAAGCUUCCUCUGCGCAAACAUUCCAAUCCCUCCACACUCCGCAAUACCCGAUCCGCCAUGCACAUACAAACUGUCGCUUCAACAUGGCCGUCCCGUUUCGAAUGCACACUCACCAGUUGGACAGACAUCCUGCGCUUCAUCGAGCAGCAAUGGUCUUUCAUGGCCGACGAGAGUUGCAACCCCGUCAAGGUGGCCUUGCAGCUCAUGGACCCAUCCUCUCUAGGCCUAGCAGACCAGUACGGCCAGUUCCAGAAAGUGCACAAGCAGCUACAAGAUGCUUUGAAAGUCAUAGUCAACGAGCACCAUCAGGGAUUCAACAGCAGCAUCGGCACCUUUCACAAGAUCCAGGCCGCUAUUCAGGCGUCGCAACUGCGAGUAAGGAAUUUGAGAGCAGGACUGAUGCAGGCCAAGGCAAGCUUGGCGAGCGCGAGGCCGGAGUUGAAGGCAUUUGCACAAAGUAGUCAGAGCUACGAUCAGAUGCUGCAGGUUCUGGGCACUAUCGAGCAAUUGCAGCAAGUGCCAGAAUUUCUCGAGGCGCAGAUCUCUGAGAAGCGAUUUCUCGGUGCCGUGGACACACUACAAGAGGCGCUGCGCCUCAGCCGAAAGCCAGAGAUGGAAGAGAUCGGGGCUUUGAGUGACCUGCGGGUAUACUUGAGCAACCAGGAGCACUCUUUGACCGAUAUUUUGGUCGAGGAAUUGCACAACCAUCUCUACCUGAAGAGCCCUUAUUGCGAGGAGAGAUGGAAGUCGCAUCAGAAGCAUGACAUGUCGGACGCUACGCUGGACGACGGCGAAAGGGCGAUGCAUCAGUUUCUGGAAACAUUCGACGGCUCAAAGCCCAUGCUUGAAGAUACCACCCGCAACCCCGAGGCGGACACCUUUUCUUACAUCCAGCUACUUGUCGAGUCACUAAACCAGAUGAAUAGGUUGGAUGUAGCCGUGGACGCGAUUGAACAUCGUCUUCCCGUAGAGCUUUUCACUGUCGUGGAGCGAUCUCAUCGAGAGGUGGAGCAGAGGCAUCCGGCCAUAAUGCGCAACGCUGCGAGAAGCCAGCGAAAGAAAAUCGGCGUCAACGAAGGCCCUGACGCCGAAAGGAAAGCAACUCUAGAGGACUUGCUCACAACACUGUUUGCGAAGUACGAAGCGAUCGCAGAAGGGCACCGCAUCUUCCACGAUGUCACGGCCGCGAUCAUCAAGCGGGAAGGACACGAAGACGGGACAACGUUGAACAGGAGUUUCCGUGAGCUGUGGAAGCUCUUGCAGAGCGAAAUCAGAUCUCUGUUGCAUGAUCAUUUAGCCACAAAUGGCAAUCUCGGACAUCGAUCACGGCAGGAGAAUGACCCAAGCGCGAACAUUUUUAGGCCACAGCCUCGAGAUCGCAGCCGAAGGCUGUUCAAGAUGGCUGAUACGGACAGUAAAUCCACUGAGCUCGCGACGGAAAGGGAAGAUCUCGAAUUCAUUCUUAAACAGUCAGUACCUGGGCUAGUAGGCAGCAAUGCGCAGAAUACGAAGCAGGAUAGAGACACAAUCACCGACGUUUCUGCGACUGGACACAAACUCUUGGUCGAACCAAGCGUAUUCAACAUGGCAAUAUUGCUGAAGCCAUCUUUGGACUUCUUGACCCGGCUGAAAGACGUUGUACCUCCAGGCUCAGGCGUCGUGUCAAGCACACUCACUUCCUUUUUGGACGACUUCCUUGUCAAUGUCUUCUACCCACAACUCGAUGAGACAUUGCUCGAGAUGUCGAGCCGCACUAUGAACGAGAUGGAUGCGUUCCAAGUCGACACCAAAUGGCAACAACGAUCUCACAAGCCGAUCUUUCGAGGGACAGCACGGUUCUACGAGCUCGUCGAAGCCUUUUGCGUUAUGCUGGACAGUUUACCUCACGACCAGAGUUUCAGUCAGCUAAUCAUCACACACAUGAGAACAUAUUACGACAGAUGCUACCAAUGGUCAAAAGGUCUCUUGCAGCGAGCACAGUUGGCACAAGAAGGAACCGUAAAAAUGAGGUUGGCGGCGCAAUUAGCGACAUCUGGCAACAUCAACCCUGUUGUUAUCGAGCUGACGAAGGCCAAUGAAGACCAGGCGGCAGUCCUCGCGGAGAAGGAAACGGCUCUCCUGCUCAGAGAGAUCAAGACCAAGGCCUUAGAGGAAGCAGACUUAAUCAAUGACCGGAAGGCACUCGCCGCACUUUGCACGCUGCAAGUGAGCAUGAAGUGGCUAGCUUCUCGCUGCCAGAAACUUCGAUAUAUUUCUCCGCGUGCAGUCGACACGUCCAACCUGCAGACUCAUGAUCGCAGGAGAUGGACGCAGAAUUUCAAUCAGCACAACACACCGAACGGACCAUAUUUGCCACUGGAUCAGCAAACUGCAGAGGGCUUUGACGCCGUCCUCGUCUCUUUCACAGAGCUAUCGGCAUUGAUCCUCCGCACAUUACACAUCGACAUUCGACUGCACCUGCUGCACGGUAUAUACACUGCUCUCGACACCACUUACGCUCUUGGGCAGCCGUAUAACGACCCAGACGCCGCUACCAUUAACCUCAGCGAGUCUAUUGGAACGUACGACACUGCAAUCUCUAACAACUUGCUACCACAACAGUACGCCUUCUUGACUUCACACCUCGACGUCUUGGCGAACAACGCCCUUGUCUCACUCGUCGGCUGUAUUCAAGCACUUGACAAGUAUGGCAUUGACCGCAUGGGGCUCAACAUUCUAGUCUUGCAACAGACGCUCAAGACGGCGAUACAACAAGAUGCAAGCUUAGAAUAUGCUGCGGGCUUCUACGCCUUAUCCGACCCCGACAGGAUCGUGAACGACGGUGUGAAGGGUGGGUAUGCGAAGGAAGAUCUCAAGGCGCUCAUGCGGCUUUGUUGGGAUGCUCAGAGGGAUAGUCACGGGGGAAAUGUUGAAGAGUGGGUGGCAAAGAUUGGAUAG